Molecule: messenger RNA, 309 nt
Organism: Staurois parvus
Lineage: Eukaryota; Metazoa; Chordata; Amphibia; Anura; Ranidae
Source: the annotation of a GenBank genome assembly
CUAAACCCACAACAGUAAAAUCAGCCUGUAUAUUCAGUAAAGCAUGCUUGUUAUACUCACUGUGGAAUCUAAGGGGUUAAUCCUCCGCACUGUAAAAAGGCUGUUUGAUCCUGUCUUCUCUAAUCCUCCCCUUCUUCCACAGUCCCCAAUCCAUCUGCUGAUAGUACACAGCCCUAGGAGACACUCUGUACAUGCUCGGUUUGGUGUGUAUUGCUAGAGAGGUUUUUUUUUUUUGUCUUGGGAGAGUGCAUGUGAUCAGCACAGGGCCAAUCAGGAAUGUCCAGACUUAGGGUCAGGGGUUUUGCAUCC